This is a messenger RNA of Phragmites australis (common reed), 2536 nucleotides long. Its product is annotated as probable serine/threonine-protein kinase WNK1. Gene Ontology annotation, cellular component: cytoplasm. Gene Ontology annotation, biological process: intracellular signal transduction; protein phosphorylation. The transcript is spliced from 7 exons. Gene Ontology annotation, molecular function: ATP binding; protein serine/threonine kinase activity. Bases 213 to 2330 code for a protein of 705 amino acids. The record is from RefSeq and is a predicted model, not a curated record. NCBI's taxonomy places the organism in Eukaryota, Viridiplantae, Streptophyta, Magnoliopsida, Poales, Poaceae.
CUCUGUGCCCACACACCAUGUGUGCCCAGAUUCCCCUUAAUAGGUCUCUCUCGACUGCAUCAGUCCUCUCCUUCCCUUCCCCUUCCUCGUUCCCCAUCCGCUCUCCCUGACAAAGCGCCGCACAGAGCCAGGCUCUCGCCGGCGGCAGAGUAGCAGCGGCUGGUGAGGGGGGGGGGGGGGAAGCGAGCAGUAGGCUAGCUAGAAUAGCUAGAAUGAUGAGCACCAAGGCCAACACCGCCGACUGCCCGGAGUACGCGGAGGUCGAUCCCACCGGCCGGUACGGACGGUUCAACGACGUUCUUGGCAAGGGCGCGUCCAAGACCGUGUACAGGGCGUUCGACGAGUACCAGGGGAUGGAGGUGGCGUGGAACCAAGUGAAGCUGCAUGACUUCCUGCAGAGCCCGGAGGACUUGGAGCGGCUCUACUGCGAGAUCCACCUCCUCAAGACGCUCAAGCACCGCAACAUCAUGAAGUUCUAUACCUCCUGGGUCGACGUCUCUCGCCGCAACAUCAACUUCAUCACCGAGAUGUUCACCUCCGGCACCCUCCGCCAGUACAGGCAGAAGCACAUGAGGGUGAACAUAUGGGCGGUGAAGCACUGGUGCCGGCAAAUCCUCAGCGGCCUGCUGUACCUGCACAGCCACGAUCCGCCCAUCAUCCACCGGGACCUCAAGUGUGACAACAUCUUCGUGAACGGCAACCAGGGCGAGGUCAAGAUCGGCGACCUCGGCCUCGCCGCCAUCCUCCGUAAGUCCCAUGCCGUCCACUGUGUAGGCACACCGGAGUUCAUGGCGCCGGAGGUGUACGAGGAGGAGUACAAUGAGCUGGUUGACAUAUACUCGUUCGGGAUGUGUGUGCUCGAGAUGGUCACCUUCGAGUACCCGUACAGCGAGUGCACGCACCCGGUGCAGAUCUACAAGAAAGUGAUAUCUGGUACUAAGCCUGAAGCUUUGUACAAGGUGAAAGAUCCAAUGGUGAGGCAAUUUGUUGAGAAGUGCUUAGCAACGGCAUCGCAGAGGCUCUCCGCGAGAGAGUUGCUCGAGGACCCCUUCCUACAGUGUGAUGACAUGGCUUUUUCUUCGGAGGAUGGGGAUUACAACGAAACGAGCAAAUUCCUGCAGCAGCCUUCUUAUCUAGGGAAUGCUUAUAGCAAUGGCUCUAUGAUGAGUAAUGGAUUCUCAGAAAGCAUUGAUGAAGAUACACCGACUGAAGAUAGAUGGGACUGUGAGGAUGAUGACAUGAAAGGCCAAUAUAGCAUCAACUUGUUCAACGGGCACGAAGAUGAGCCUCUUGGCAAUGUGGAUAUCACAAUCAAAGGGAGAAAGAGUGAGGAUGGAGGCAUCUUCCUCAGACUACGAAUUGCUGAUAACGAUGGACAUGUGCGGAACAUCUAUUUUCCUUUUGACAUUGAGGCUGAUACUGCAUUAAGCGUCGCAACUGAAAUGGUAGCUGAGCUGGAUAUAACUGACCAUGAAGUUACUCGAAUAGCUGACAUGAUCGAUGGUGAGGUCAGUGCAUUGGUGCCAGAUUGGAGGCCUGGUCCGGGCAUAGAGGAAGCUCCGGACAAGUCAUACUGCCAUAAUUGUGGAUCCAAUGUGUCGUCGUGUGGUUCACUUUACGCCUACAUGUCAUCAACUGCUCGAGGCUGCCAAUGUGCGGAGCUACAUGGGCGGUUUGAGGAGAUCACGUUCCCAGCCGAUGGAGAGCAGUGUAAUUUGCAGGAUUCUCAAGGGAGCUACGACGAUGGAGGCGGCCAAACGGAGCAUUAUGUCAAAGGCAAGGUGUCCACUCUCGUGAAUGGCUUCGUACAGAUGGGUAGAAGAGGUCCUUCUAAUCAGCUUUGCUUCAGUUCAUUCCAAGAACAGUCCUGUUCGUUUAAUCAAUAUGAGAAUGACACUAACCAUCAGGUGAAUGGGUUCGACAUGAAGCAUGAGAUAAAGAUUGCCAAGUACAAAGCGCGGAAAAUGGCACAGCUUAAGAGAGCUAUUCAUCCAUCUCUUGACUUCGACAACGCAAAUGGAUUAAGUAGGAUGAAACCUUCACUGAACAAGCUGCAAUCUUUUCAUAUUGGAAAGAACAACAAUUUUCGCGUACCGACCUGCGAGCGAAGGUCAGACGCAGGAAGCGCCAAUCAUCACUCAAACAUGAACAAUCAAGUGUGGCAGCGCAGUCACCCCGGUCCGGGAGCCCAGAGGGCCCGGCAUUGUGAGGUCGACGCCGAAAGCAAUGAAGAUUGUAUGUUUACAGCCAGGAGCUACUAUACCGGAGCUCAGUUGCCGCAAAAUCUCCCAAGAACCAAAUCUGUACCCUUAAAUGCUGUCGAUGCCUGAAACACUUUAUUGCUGUGUAAAUUUUAUAGAGUGUGCAUUGUUUUGGUUCUUUCUGUAAGCAAUAUGAAAUAUAGCUGGUAGGCAAGAGACUGGAAUGUGACUGGGGUUGUCUGUGGAUUAAGCCUGAGCUGUAUGUAACUUAAAGCCUUGUGAAUCCAGAGUGGUUCUUUUAGGCUGUGCAAGUGCAAUCUUCAUCAUUUGCCUCA